Panonychus citri (citrus red mite) is the source of this 3795-nucleotide messenger RNA. RefSeq names its product tuberin-like (gene gig). The record is from RefSeq and is a predicted model, not a curated record. NCBI's taxonomy places the organism in Eukaryota, Metazoa, Arthropoda, Arachnida, Trombidiformes, Tetranychidae. Gene Ontology annotation, cellular component: cytoplasm; TSC1-TSC2 complex; nucleus. The transcript is spliced from 11 exons. The coding region runs from base 226 to 3513 and encodes 1095 amino acids. Gene Ontology annotation, molecular function: GTPase activator activity. Gene Ontology annotation, biological process: negative regulation of insulin receptor signaling pathway; negative regulation of TOR signaling; regulation of small GTPase mediated signal transduction.
UAUCAAUGAUUUAAUUUUAUUCGACUUUUGUUUAGAUUGAACGUAAAGUGAUUACAACGGAACUGGAAAAAGUAUUCGGAUCCUUUUCCUAUUGAAAACCGGGUAUGAAUCGGAUUUAACUCGGAUAUAAAUCGGUCUCUAUUGUUGUCUGCUGAUAGUUGUUAAUGUUGACUGAUGGUGAUUUUUAGUUGUGUUACGAAUUGGUUUGAGUAAAGCUUGGUCACAAUGGGUUUGACCAAUUCUCCACCGUUGGAUGAAAUGUUCCCCAAAAUUAUCAAUUCACUUGAAAACGAAAAAGAUUGGGAACAGUUAAGUGGUGUACUCAACAAAUUGCCAUAUUUCCUCACAACUGAAGCCUUAAUUCACAAUUCAAGUUCAGAACAUAUUAACAAAUUAACCCAAACUCUUUGUUCCAUGGUUGAAAAACAUGUUACUUUUGAGCGACUUUCCAACACCCCUGAACGGAUGAAUAAUGCUCUAUUCCAAAGUUUCAUAUACCCAAUACUUUCAAAUCUUGUUGCAUAUCACAAGCUAAUUGAACCAGCUUCACAGAGUUUACUGGUUAGAACUCUUUAUUUAGGAUUACCUAAUCGUCAAGCUACUUGCCAGUGUAUUAAUGCGCUGUCUUUGUGUGUUGUCGAAAUGCAAGAUACUAUGAUCAAACAUCUACCACAAGUCCUCCUUAGCCUCUCUAAGAUUUCGUCUACAGUAGCAAUUGCAAUACCUUUUCUUGAGUUUCUUUCUUAUGUAACUCUCCACUCUCGCCUUUACAAGGAUUUUGUAUCUGACCAGUACUUGAACAUCUUUGCUGUUGUCCUUCCUUUCACCAACCCAUCAAAGUUUUCAGACUAUAUUGUAGCGAUGGCCUUUAGAGUUAUGUCUAUGUGGUUCUUGAAGUGUCGUUUAUCAUAUCGUAAAGUUAUCAUUAAAUACAUAAUAAAAGGACUGCAAGUGAACGUUAUAUCAUCUAUUGCGGAAACUGCAGAAAUUCGUAAAAGAAGUGGAAGUUUCAAUUCAGAUGUUGCAGUGAAAAGCAAUGAGUCUCAAUCCAAUACGAAUGCACAGAAUGUGAGCUCUUCUACCUCUUCUCUGUUGCAUUCCAAUGAAAAAUUUCACACGGAAUUGGUGGAAUCUCAUAUGGAUCUCUUGUCUCGAUACACCCAAGGAUUGUGUUCAACAUUGCCAGAGCCGAUUGGUUCGGAUAUGCUUCUCGAUAGAUCUAUUAGUUCAACUUGGCUUAUGGGUCAAAGGCUGAUCACUAUCACCACGAGUGGUUGUCGAGCUAGAACAUUCGUUGAUGGUUAUUGUGAACGAUGUUUUAGAUUUUGUAAACUAGGAACGGGCUCUGAUUUUUCUAAUGACGAAGUAUUCAACCCUAUCAGAAAUUCUUCGACGUUAAAUGAGCCGAGAAGUUUUAAUCAAACUCUUGAUUACAGUGGAGUAUUGACAACUAAUUCAACAAUAAAUCACUCCAGUGAAAAUGAGAGGAACAUAAAUACUUCAAGAAGGAGACAUCAAUCUGCGAUCACUCCUAAUUUAACCAGUACCAGUAAACCAACUGCCCGUGCAUUGGACGAUUCUCACCUUAACUCUAACAGUUCAUAUGCUGUAAAUGAUGAUUACGAAGAAUCAAGUACCUGCUCGUGUUGGUGUGAAGGUUGGGCUGAAGUUUUGAUCCGAAGACCAAGUGGAACAACUUGUUGGAAAAUGAAGAUCCAAAAUAGACUAAAUAUACCUUGUUAUCCUUGCAGCCCAUUUGACAGUUUAACAAAUGAUUUAACACCUAUAUAUCCUUCAAAACCAGUUAAAAUUGAUUUCAAUGAUGCUGAGAUUGAUUCAAGUGUAGUGCGUGGUGAAGACGCUCUGGCUUCUGAUACACCAGAAUCAUCUCCGCCCGUUUUUAGGCGAGCAAGUUCCAGCCCUGACAUGGAGAGAGGAGAAGUGAUUGGUCAAAACUCGAAAAAUACUUCAGCCUCAGGAUCACCUGCAGCAGCGAAAGAAGUGAUAUCGGAUAACGGUGAUCUUAAUAUUCUGUGUGAGGAAGAAAGUGAUGAAAAUAACAUGGCUAAAUUGUCUCGUGCAUCGUCCCUUGGAAAAGCGGAUUCUAAAACCUCACCCUUUUCCCGUGCAUCUUCAUUUAGUUGGAAAUCACCUUCAAGAUUUAGCACAAAAAAAGCCUCAGAAGCCUCAACUCUCAGUCCAGGUCCUGACUCAGCUGGUAAAGAAGUUUUUUUCAAUUCAGAUAUUAAAUCAGAUUUGGAUCCUGAGACUUUGAUUGAAGGCAAAAAUUACUCUAGCCAAACAAUUAUUUCUCCAUUAAAAGCCACCAUAAGUUCAAAUUUGCCUUCAAAUCCCCGGACUCCCCCUAAAACUCCAGCUAAAUUAGAGGAUAUCAAUGAAUCUAAGACGGAAAACUUUAGUCAUGUGCCAAGGGGUAGACUGGCUACUAUUUCGGUGAUGAGUCCAGCUUUAGUCCGUUCAAAUGCAACUACCUCAGUAAAACGAAGCUCCUCAAAUCAACGUAUUACUGAAGUUUCUAAUCCUCGAAAUGACGGGAUUAAGCCAAGUUUUAUUUUCUUGCAAUUCUUUUAUAAUUCUUCAAUAAGUGAUGAAAACAGUAAAGGUGAGAAGCCUUUGAUGCUUCCAAAAAGUGACAUCAUUCGAAAUGCUCUUAACAAUUUGGAUCGUAUUUUACCUCAUGAGAUACACAAAAUAGGAGUUAUUUAUAUUGGAACGGACCAGCACAAAGACUUGAAUAAAAUACUUUCCAAUCGUUUUGGAUCUUUCCGUUAUAUCAAAUUUAUCCGUGGUUUAGGUAACAUAAUUAAACUCCAAGACAUUGACACUUCCAAAUGUUAUAUUGGUGGAUUGGCACAAGGUGGACAAGACGGAACCUUCGCAAUCAAUUGGCAAGACAAUUUAACUCAAGUAGUUUUCCACGUUUCCACCUUCAUGCCCAAUAAAGAGAAUGAUCCUGAACGGGCUUCUAAAAUCGCUCAUAUUGGAAAUGAUUGUAUCUGCAUCAUUUACAAUAACAGCGGCCAAGAUUUGGCUGUUAACGAUGUUAGGAUAAGUAAAUUUGUGGUUGCAGCUAUUGUAAUACGACCAUUAGAAUAUGAGAGUAAUCUGGUGAUGAUUCAAUUAUUUGAUGAAGGCUUAAAAGAUAUAAUUGGUCCUCGAGAAUCAGUCGUACUAUCUGACACCGCUCUGCCCAAUUAUAUUCGCCAGCUUAGUAUGAAUCUUAACAUCGCAUCUUUGAUUUAUCAUAGCAAAAGAUCCAUAAGCACUGGUUCUCUUUACGCAUCUAAUUGUGUUGAAAGGCUUCGACAAAUUGAAAGGAUUAAACAAAAGACGUUAGAGCAUAUUAGAAGUGCUGAACUUCAGAGCCAGAAACAAUUUUCUUCAUUCUCACCAAAUAGCAGGUCAACAAUAUCAAAUUCGGAUCUUGAAGACAUCUAUUCGAAUCCACCCGAUUGUGAUAAAUUUCCAGACGAUUUCACCACUUAUAUCUAGUAUUGAAAGGAAAAGGAUGAAAUAAAUCAACAAAGAAAAAAAGGAAAAAAAGCUGAUGACCAACAGAAUUUUGUUGAAAAAAAACGAUAAGAGAAACGAAAAUGAGAAAAUUAAUGUUUGAUAAAAUAUUGGACAAAAUGCUCUCAUCGUGAAAAUGAAUUUAUAAAUCUACAAACACAAAAUUACUUUAGAUAAAUCAGUUUUGAUUAAUUUAUUAAUGCUGAUGAAAAAAAGUAGAACUGAAUUUAAUACAAUAUAUAAAACAAACGAUAUUAAACCCAA